GAGCCGUCAAUCCUGCCAUAACAAGAAAACAGGGAAAGGCUGGAUAGCAAGACAUCAAUAUACGUAGUGGGGGGGAAACAAAAACAAAAGCAAAAAACUUUGCACGUGUUCCCAGUUUACGGCCAUCUGUUUUUAAUCCAGAGUCGUAUUGCAGGGUGAGACAAAUAUGAGCAGCUUUAGUCAACCCGUCCAACACAGGACAUCAUCAUUCACAAGGGUAACACACCACGGCACAUCCAAGCAGGACUUGGAACGUGAUUCGGGCUUCUCAGAUGCCAGCUCUGAGUACCUGAGUGCAGUUGAUUGGACCGACUCUGAGGAUGCAGGCGGAAAAAGGUCCACGGUCGGCCAGGAUGCGGCUGGUGUGCAGGUGGCUGUGAUGGGAGGCUCGUAUGCUGGACUUUCCCCGAUGCUCAUUAUGAAUAACUUUGUCCUUAAUCAGCCUUCACAGGUGACUCCAGCAGAGAAACAGUGGGGCUCUCUCGAUGUCAUACCACAAUCUCAGAUGGUUCUUCUUCAACCAAUGAUCUCGCCAAGUGCAACCCCUGAAAAUAUCCCACAGUCAAAAACCUACACAUCCACCCUCAAAUCAUAUACCAGAAUCGCCCCAAACCCAGUGGACACACCCUCUAAAAGGUCAGGAUCCUCAAGAAUGAGGGGAAGUUCAUCCUCAGCAUAUGACCAGCAACACAGGCGACAUCAACAAGGCAACAGGCAGCACGGCACUCCCAUCCCUGAGUGGGCCCCACAGGCUCCCAGCAAAGCAGUGACUGGGACCACCUCUGUGCCCCUGUGGACGUAUCAGUCUAGGACUGAACUGGGCGACACCCAGCUGUGUCCUGACAUUUACUCGGACAGCCUCUUGGCCGAGAGCAACAAGUUGAAGCGUUUCAGCAAUACCUACAACAUCCUCAGCAACUGCGGCCUGCUGGGCAUUACUAUGCGCACCAAGCAGCUGAUCAAGGAGAACAAGCGGACCCAAAGUCAGUUGCUGCAGCUUCAGGAGCAUACGGCACUCCUGCUGGAAGCUCUGGGAAGUGGCGACCCUCAGCUGUGGACUAAACUGCAGCUCUCCCUGCAGGACUAUAACAUGUUGUUAAGGAAUGAGCCAUGAUGAGACCAAUGAGACCAGACUUACCGAGGAGUGGCAUCACUAGUGACGUGUCAUGGAUCUUUGAGUACGACCUUGAGACCAAGCGGCAGAGCCUUGAGUGGAGAACCUCGACAUCACCAAGGCUAGAGAACGCACGGCAGUCAAAGUCCAAGAAAUGUUGAUGGAAUUCUUCGAUAUGAGAAGCGUUGUCCACUGCUAGUUGUUGCCACAGGGGCAGCGAUCCACCAGGACGUCUGCAAAGAAAUCCUGCUGCAUUGACUUGGUUCAGUGCGCGAGAAGAGGUGUGCGUUGUGGCAGGACAACUGCUUCACCAUGACAACGCACCUGCUCACAAUGCCCUGAGCAUCUGACAGUUCCUGGUCGAGAAGAACAUUGCGUUGCUGGAGCAACUUCACUACUCACAUGACCUAGCUCCUUAUUUUUAUUUAUUUAUUUUUUUACUUUUCCAAGCUCAAGGAGAUGAAAAAGGGGGCACCGUUUUGAAGACGUGUAUGACAUCAAGAUGGCUCUGAUGACAGCAGCGAAUGAUCCAUGAAGAAUCUUUCCAUGAAGGCGAUUAGAGAAGGCUGGGAAAGUGCAUUAGACCGCCGGGGAGAUUUUGUACCGUAUUUUCGCGACCAUAAGGCUAUUAAAAGGCGCAGUCUCAGUUACGGGGUCUAUUUCUGUAUUUAACACAUGCAUAAGGCACACCGUAUUAUUUGGCGCAGGCAUGGUAAAACAACGCUAGUUUAAAACAUAAGGUAGCAUGCAUGCAUGGUAGCGUAUGUUUUUAAAAAGGCAGCGGGAGCAAAACUGAGUUCGGUUGUACUUUAUUGAAGUAUUUAACAAUGUACUCACGUUAUUUGUUGAUCAAUCAUCAAAGUCCUCAUCUUCUGUAUCCGAAAUGAACAGCUGGGCAAGUUCUCCAUCAAACAUCCCGGGUUCCCUCUCGUCAUUGUCGGAGUCAGUCUCGUUGCCGGGGGGCUGUUCAGCAAUGAUGCCGGCUUUCGCGAAAGCUCGACAACAGUCAAAAGCAGAUACCUUAGCCCAGGCAUCCACAAUCCCUUCACAUAUGGUGGCGUAACUCGCCCGGCGCUUCAUCUUCUUGACUUGUCGAAGCUCGUUUUCCUGCCUUCUCCACUUGCGAACCAUGGAUUUGUUGAUCUUGAAUUCUCUCGGGGCAGCUCGAUUCCCAUGUUCCUCCGCGUAAAUGACAGCUUGCAGUUUAAACUGUGCUUCGGAAGCGUGUCUCUUCGUAGGUACCAUUUUCGGGGGUCCUUAGCCAAAUCGAUGUUGUUUUGCACAAUGCACAUACCGCCGCUAUAUACCUACUGGGGGCGUGCCUUUAGCGGCCUCUUUGACGUGCACUCUUCCCCCUUUAACGUCCGCAUGCUGUGUUUAUGUUAUAUAUUAUGCAGUCAACGCAUAAUAUACAAUUAAAUGGUGGAACAUGUUAUGUUCCAUGAGAUUGAUCGGCAUUCAGUUUGUUUGGAUUUCAAAUAAAUGUUCCCCAUUACAAAUAAUAGAAAUGGAUGUGUUCUCGAGUUGAAUACUUUUUUUAGGUAGCGUUUUAAGUAACAUUUUUGCAUUGUUAAUUGUCACGUAAGUACAAAAAGUCAGUGGGUGUUCAAUUUCAGGGAUAGGUUUCGUUGAGGUUCUAUUGUCAGCGUAAACAUUACCUCAGUAAUGCCUUAAUUUCAAUUCUGUGUUUGAUCGCCAUUCAAUUUGAGUCACACGAGCCAAUUGGAACGCUAUGACUUUUUGUAUGAGUUUCUACUUAACAAAAUGUUGAAGACUUAUUUGCUAGUCCUCCUCUAAAUAAGGUUGAAAAAAUAAUUGUAACAAAAGGAUGACUUGUAAUGACAUUUGCAGUACAGUAACAUGAUCUUAGAUACAUUGUCCCUUUAUGGCAAACAUCCAUCCAUCCAUUUUUUGAGCCGCUUCUCCUUAAUAGGGUAGCGGGAGUGCUGGAGCCUAUCCCAGCUAUCAUCGGGCAGGAGGUGGGGUACACCCUGAACUGGUUGCCAGCCAAUCGCAGGGCACAUACAAACAAACAAAGAACCAUUCGCACUCACAUUCACACCUACAGGCAAUUUAGAGUUGUCAAUUAACCUACCAUGCAUGUUUUUGGGAUGUGGGAGGAAACCGGAGUGCCAAGAGAAAACCCACGCAGGCACGGGAAGAACAUGCAAACUCCACACAGGUCGGGCCGGGGAUUGAACACCAGUCCUGAGAACUGUGAGGCAGACGCUGUAACCAGUCAUCCACCGUACCAUUUUUAUGGCAAACAGUAUACAAAUAUUAAUUUCUACAGAUGCUCUUAGAACCGUGCAACCUCAGCAGUACUUGUGAACAAAAAGAUUAUCCUACCUUUUUAAGUAUUUCGAGAGGUGGGUAGAGUAGCCAAAUAUUGUACUUAAGUAAGAGUACUGUUACUCCAAAUAUUUACUUGAGUAAGAACGUACUCAAUGAAAAAAAUGACUCGAGUAACGUUUGGGUAACUUCUGUUUUUUUUUAAAUCAGCAUGAACAUCAAAUAAAAUAAAUUUUAAAAAAUAAUAUAUGGGAGUGGACCCAGACCUGCCACCAUUUACAUUAACUGCCCAAAAACCAACAACGCAUGCAUUGGGCCCUACAGAAAGAUUAUUUGCUUUAUUCACUGAAAUUACUUGAUGAAGAAGCUGUUUGCUGAACAGACUUAGUGAUUGCGUGUGCAACACCAUGUGAUAGAGCUAAUUUUGCCACAUCACUACCAAUACAAUAGAAACAUCUGCAACUUACUGCAAUGUGUUUUCUCAAGUUAGAAGCGGGCUGAAAUAUCCAAGUUUGGGCAGUCACAAUUUAAGAGCUGCAUGACAAAGCUGUUGUUUUUUUUAGUCUGCAAAGUUAACACGCUCGCGCUUCUGUUUUAUUUAUUUUUUCUCCCAAAUGAGUAUUUGAUUGGCUCGCGAAGGCUACGUGCGUGGUCAUGUGACUGCCUUGUGUUGUCUGAUUGAUUGGUGAAUUGGAGUCAAGUGACAGUGAUCACGUUGGAUUGGCGCAACGGGCGCCCUAUGCAGAAGUCAAAGAUGGAGUCUAAAAGUACAAGCGCACACGCAAGAAUGGACAAAUAAAAGUAGCGAAUGGCAUGUCAAUCUUUGUAACGGAGUAAACGUAUCGAUCCUUCUUCACAUAAAUACUCAAGUAAAAGUAAAAAGUACGGUGCAUUUAAAGUACUCUGACAAGUACAGUUUUUCGAAAAUGUUAGUUGAGUAAAUGUAACGGAGUAAAUGUAGCAUGUUACUACUCACCUGUUUAUUUGUGAUGAGAUUUUAUUCUUGUCAAAGAUAAAAGCUAUUAUUUAAUGUUCCCUAGUACAUCGAAAGUUUCCCAUAGAAAUGUGGUAUUCAUUGGUUAAAAAAAAAACAAGGUUUAAUUGUAUUAAGCAAAGCUAUGUAGCCUCAUAAUGUUUUUUUGCUUUGUUUCUGUUACUUCCAUACUUGUUCCUGCAGCUGUUUUUUGUUUUGUUUUUGUAACGAGGUCAUAAUCAUACUAUUAUCGCUGACAAGUAAUAGUAACAUAUCAGACUCUUGCACUUUAGUGACCAGAAUAUCGCUCUGCUUGAAUUUAUUUUAUUUUUUUUAAUAUGUAAAAAUUAAUGGUUAACUGUGCCUUUUGAAUAUGUGUGUGCUUGUGUUAGAGCUUGGACUGAUGUACCUUUUUACAAUGCCAUACCUCCCCAAAUAAACAAUGAUGACAGGAAGCCUUACAGUACAUGGAUGAGUUUUAAUGGCAAGUUGAAAUACUGCAGUUCUUUUAUUUUGUCAAAGCAUAUAAUAAGCAGUAAUAAGAUGGAGACGUAAACAAAUCUGUCCUGUUUUUAACAAACAAAUUGUAACUCUUUUCGUGAAACGUGCCUGUAGUUGUAAAAGUCACAGUGACUUAUAGUCAUAAAA
This is a messenger RNA of Phycodurus eques (leafy seadragon), 5027 nucleotides long. RefSeq names its product CLOCK-interacting pacemaker a (gene cipca). The record is from RefSeq and is a predicted model, not a curated record. Gene Ontology annotation, cellular component: nucleus. NCBI's taxonomy places the organism in Eukaryota, Metazoa, Chordata, Actinopteri, Syngnathiformes, Syngnathidae. The coding region runs from base 167 to 1114 and encodes 315 amino acids. Gene Ontology annotation, biological process: negative regulation of circadian rhythm; negative regulation of DNA-templated transcription. The transcript has 6 exons.